GCCCGGCGUGGGCCGUGGCGGCGAGCAAGGCCCGGCGGCCGCCGCGGAAUGGUGGCGCCGACGCUGCUGCGCGCCGUCAUCAUGGGCCCCCCGGGCUCGGGAAAGGGCACGAUCUCGGCGCGGAUUAUCAAGCACUUCGGGCUGAAGCACCUCUCCAGCGGGGACCUGCUGAGGGACAACAUGCAGAGGAGGACAGUUACCCUGCUGCUAGGUCGUGGCAUCUUGUGUGUGUGGGCUCGCCGGCAUUAGGUGGUGGUGCGAACUACGCUUACCGUGUGGUUCUGGACCCUCCGUCUCUCCACCGAGAUACCCCCACACGCCUCUCUGAAGUUGGAAUCCUUGCCAAGUCCUACAUUGAUCAAGGACGGCUUAUUCCAGAUGACAUCAUGACACGGCUGAUGCUGAAUGAACUAAAAGGUCUAGAUCGGUACAACUGGCUGCUGGAUGGUUUCCCUAGAACGGUUGCUCAGGCAGAAGCCCUGGAUAAAGUUUGUCAAAUAGACACUGUGAUCGACCUAGAUGUACCAUUUGAAAACAUAAAACGUCGGCUCACAGCACGUUGGAUCCACCCUGCUAGUGGCAGAGUCUACAAUCUUGAAUUCAGUCCUCCUAAAGUGCGGGGCAUUGAUGAUAUUACUGGAGAACCACUUGUUCAGCGAGAUGAUGAUAAGCCAGAGACGGUUACCAAGAGGCUGCAGGCUUACGAUGCAGAAACAAGACCUGUUCUAGAAUAUUAUCGGGAAAAAGGGUUGUUGAAAUCCUUCUCUGGAACAGAAACCAAUAAAAUCUGGCCACAUAUCUAUGCUUUUCUCCAAACCAAGUUGCCAGAUGUGAGCCAGAAAGAUGCUGCCACUCCCAGGUGAAAUUAGGUCUAUCAUCUGCUCAUCUGUCGUAGCACGCACAUGAUCACGAGAUUCAGCAGUCAAGAAUUUCUUGAAGUAGUGUACCAGACUGAUCAAUAAUUAAGUUCUGCUGUUGUCCUUAACCUACCUUUAGAUAAAACUUUGUCUCAUGUGGGUCUCACUUUAAUGCUGUAUUUGUUUUUAAUAUUAGAUAUGCCUAAUUUUUGUAAUAUAGUAACUGUCUUUAACAAAAGCACCUACUGCUGUGUCUCUGUUAAUCAGAAAAUAUUCAUGUUUGGCAAUACUGAAUGGUGAAGGAAACACAUUUCAGAAUACAGCUUAACUACAAAGCA
Messenger RNA from Cygnus olor (mute swan), 1195 nucleotides. RefSeq names its product adenylate kinase 3 (gene AK3). NCBI's taxonomy places the organism in Eukaryota, Metazoa, Chordata, Aves, Anseriformes, Anatidae. The transcript is spliced from 6 exons. Gene Ontology annotation, molecular function: ATP binding; AMP kinase activity. Gene Ontology annotation, biological process: nucleobase-containing compound metabolic process. Bases 387 to 863 code for a protein of 158 amino acids. Gene Ontology annotation, cellular component: mitochondrion; cytoplasm. The record is from RefSeq and is a predicted model, not a curated record.